Messenger RNA from Akanthomyces muscarius, 1293 nucleotides. RefSeq lists its product as uncharacterized. The coding region runs from base 1 to 1293 and encodes 430 amino acids. Lineage: Eukaryota; Fungi; Ascomycota; Sordariomycetes; Hypocreales; Cordycipitaceae. The record is from RefSeq and is a predicted model, not a curated record. The transcript is spliced from 2 exons.
AUGUCGAAAUUCGGCGACGUGCUGAAGAAUGGAUGGCAUCCAGAGAAAGGCGCUUCACUCAAAGGCCAAGUGAAAGGUCUCGUCGGCCGCGGCGAAGACUCCAAAGACGAACGCAAGGACCACGUCUCCCGGCCGCUGCACACCCUCACCGACCCGUCGUCCCUACCACCGCCGCCGCAGCGUCGCGGUACCGGACUCACCCCAGUCCCCGUCUCGUCGUCGGGCGGCGACAAGCGCAAGGUCGUCACCGCGCCGUCCAAGUACCAGGACCCCCACGGCCCGCGCGUCGAACCGCCGGCCCGCAUAACACGCGAACCGCCCGAGGGGCAGGAGCAGAUCGAGGAGGCGACGCCGCAGCCGCCUCGCCCGUACCGGACGAAUACGACAGGCCUGCAGACCGACCACUUGCCGCCGCCGCCGGGUCGCAGGGACGGCGCCAAUGUCAGAAGCCCGCCGUCGUACGGCGCGGCGACCAACACCACGGGGGUGGCGCGUGCCGUGCCGGCUCUUCCUGGUCGUGGUGGUGGUGCAGGAGCUGCUCCGCCGAGCCUGCCGCCGCGGCUGCCACCUCGUGGAGCAGCCACACCUCCCUCUUCGAGCCCUCAAUCCACGGGAACCGGCGGCGGCGGCCUGCUCAACCAGGGCGCUGUGAAUCGACUCGGGGCCGCCGGCGUCUCCGUGCCUGGCCUCGGCAUCGGCAAGAGCAAUGCCGGCAGCAGUAAUGCCGGCCAGCAGCAGCAACAGGGCGGUAACCACAUGAACGAGCUUCAGGGUCGCUUCGCGCGCUUCAACACAUCAACGAACCCGCAACAGGAGCAGCAGGAGCAAGCAGGAGCGGCGACGCCAGCGACCAGCCAGGGCACGACGUGGGCGCAGAAGCAGGCGGCGCUCAAGACGGCGUCGCAGUUCCACAAGGACCCGUCGCAGGUGUCCUUCGCCGACGCCAAGGCCGCGGCCGGCACGGCCAACAACUUUCGGCAGCGCCACGGCGAGCAGGUCGCCGCGGGGUACGGCAAGGCGCAGGGGUUGAACCAAAAGUACGGCGUGGCGGACAAGGUCGGGGGCUUCGCGAGCAAGUUUGGAGGUGGGGUAGGUGGUGGUGGUGGUGCCCAGGAGCAGCAGCAGCAGCAGCAGGAGACGGGUGUGGUGGCAGCGGUAGCAAAGAAGAAGCCACCGCCGCCGCCGCCGCCCAAGAAGAAGCCGGGCCUGGCCGCGGCGGCCGCAGCAGCACCACCAGCCGCCGAGGAGGAUGCGCCGCCUCCGAUUCCCAUGUCGACAAGACCAGCUUUCUAG